AUGCACCGCCACCCGCCACGUGGCGUCACAUCGUCCCACACCACUCCUCUUUUCCUCCUGCUUCCACCGGCAAUGACAACGACGCCAACCGCGACUCCGCUGGCGGCGGCGGGCAGCAAAGCGCUCAGCACCAGCACGCUCGCUCUCAAGUUCAUGCAGAAUGCGGCGGCCCGCAAGGGGGCGACAGCGCCAGGCGCGCUGGCGAAGGCCGAGGUGCAGGACGAGGUCGACGGCGCGUGGGCGGUCCCGGGGGCAGAUGCGUGGCGGGCGAUGAGAGAGAGCGAGGGGGAGGGAAGGAGUGGUGAGCUACGAGGCAUCGGGCGUGAGGUCGACGAGCUUGGAGCGAUAGCGAUUGAGAAAGCGGCUCCAGCGCAAGAGCUACCGCCAGUUAAGGCGGCCGGCAAGGUGCGCGCGAUAUCGUCGCAGGGUGGGCCGCCCGAGAAGAAUAAGAAGGCGAAAAAGGAGGGCGGCUCUGCGCGUGACGCCAUCUUUGCUGCCCCCGUCACCGGGCUCCCGAGUGCGACGCCCGACCCACCUACCCAGCGGCAGAAGACGAAAAAAGACAAAGACAAGCCGCCCACGUUCCUCCGUCCCGCGGGCGUCGACGCUCCGCCCAGCCAGCCAUCCACUUCGAAAGCCACGACGACCCAGCCCGUGGUCGCCGAAGAACGGGACAGUUCGGUGGAGGAGAUCGCGCCGGAGAAAAUGGCAACGAAGUCGAAAAAGAGCAAACGGGGGCGGGAGGAACCGGCAGAGGGGCCGUCACCAGCUCAAAAGCCCACAAAGAAGGCGAAAAAGAGCAAGCCCGCUUAUGAGGAGGACGAUAGGUCUGUCGAGGAGGUCGCGCCGCCACCUAAAUCGACGCAGAAGGCGAAAGCGAAGUUGACCAAGCCGGACGAUGAGGAGAGUUCUGUCGAGGAAGUCGCGCCGCCGAAGACAAAGUCGAGGAAAACCAAACGCGCGCUCGAGGAGACGGAGGGCGAGGCUGAUGGGGAGGGGGACGCGGCUCCGAAGCCGAAGAAGCCGAGAAAGAAGAAGAAAAAGGCGAAGGAGGAUGCUUGUCAGAAGGACUGUAGUCAGUAG
Molecule: messenger RNA, 1083 nt
Organism: Mycena indigotica
Lineage: Eukaryota; Fungi; Basidiomycota; Agaricomycetes; Agaricales; Mycenaceae
Exons: 4
Coding region: 1-1083 (360 amino acids)
Source: RefSeq, a predicted model, not a curated record